Molecule: messenger RNA, 1549 nt
Organism: Clupea harengus (Atlantic herring)
Lineage: Eukaryota; Metazoa; Chordata; Actinopteri; Clupeiformes; Clupeidae
Product: P2X purinoceptor 5-like
Biological process (GO): calcium ion transmembrane transport; response to ATP
Cellular component (GO): plasma membrane
Molecular function (GO): extracellularly ATP-gated monoatomic cation channel activity; purinergic nucleotide receptor activity
Source: RefSeq, a predicted model, not a curated record
GCCGAGCAUGGCUGAGUCAACUUUUGAGCAAAUCCUUUCCACUGCAUUCGAUUAUAAAACUGAAAAGUAUGUAAUUGUGAAAAAACAUAAAGUUGGAGUAUUAUACAGAGUUAUUCAGCUGUGUAUCAUCGGAUACCUAAUCGGGUGGGUUUUUGUCAUAAAUAAGGGCUAUCAAGCAACAGAGGACUCCAUACAGAGCUCUGUAAUCACCAAAGUGAAGGGAGUUGUACUAAUCAAUUCCAGCGACACAGGAGUCAGUUUGUGGGGACCAGAGGACUAUGUAAUUCCACCGAAUGGUGAUGCAAAUUUUUUCAUCACAACCAAUGUCACACAAAUACCCAAUCAGACAUUAGGCAUCUGUGCAGAGAGCGAUAGGAUUCCGGAUGGCCGCUGUAGUGACCAUGAUGACUGCCCACGCGGAGAGUCAGUUAGAGCUGGUCAUGGAAUAAAGACUGGUCAGUGCUUGAAUAAGGACAGAAAUGGGACAUGUGAAAUACAUGGCUGGUGUCCAGGUGAAGAGAGUCAGAAAUCCCAUGUGCUAGGAAAAGUUGAAAACUUUACCAUCUUUAUCAAGAACUUCAUCAGAUUUCCAAGAUUCAGCUUCUCAAAAUCAAACAUCCCUGAGACACAGGACAGGAGUUAUUUACAGAAGUGCAACUACGAUGAAUCGGUUCAUCCUUACUGUCCCAUCUUCCGUCUGGGGGAUAUUAUUAACAAAACUGGACACAGGUUUCAGGACAUGGCUCAAGCAGGUGCGGCGAUUGGGAUCCUGAUCAACUGGAACUGCAAUCUGGACAUCGACUCGUCCCAGUGCCAUCCCAAAUACAGCUUCAUCCGUCUGGACGUGAACACCACCGUCAACUCUAUCACUACCUUCAAUUUCAGAUAUGCCCGCUAUUACAAAAAUGCUACUGGACAUGACUACCGGACUUUAUUUAAGGUGUAUGGAAUUCGUUUCAACGUAAUGGUUCAUGGAAAGGCAGGGAAGUUCAGUAUCAUCAACACCAUAGUUAACAUUGGAUCAGGACUUGCUCUACUGGGUGCUGGGAGUUUCCUCUGUAACAUGUUAUUGCUUUACUAUAUGAGAAAUAGAGACGAAGACAGAAACAAAAUGUAUGACUCCAUAAAGGCUGGCUCCUCCAGGAAUGAUACCAGUACACGAGACAAAGCUCAAGAGGAAGAAUCACGUGAACAGCAACAACUCACCAGUCUGAAGCUACAGGCAGACUUCUCAAAGGACGCGGAGGCUUCAGCCUGACUAACAGGAAUCAAUGCAACAUGGCUGCUUUACGCUUCUCAAAGACUUUGUAUUGCAGCUGCAAUGUGAUAGUGUCAAUAAUCUGUAUGUGAAGACAAUCAACAAUUAGGGAAGGGCCAAGGAAGAUUUAGUGUGACAAGUAAAAUCAGUAUUGUGUGAUUUAGUGUGACAAGUGAAAUCAGUAUUGUCUAGAGACUUGCUCAGGUUUAUGCUGUUGGUAUUUUACUGGCAACCGCAAAAUAGGCGGAUGUUAUGCUGAUGUUUUUUUGUUUGUUUUUCACAUUCUUAUUU